GCGCAUCUUCCUGCCUCCCCUCCUCCAUUGAACGCAGCACGCCUUCUGAUUGGUGGAAACUAGCAGGAAGAGAGGAAGAGGACUCAAAUCUUGAGAGCUGUCAAACUGGGCUACUCGCUAACCUUCCAUCACACGAGCUCACAUUUAGCAAUCACCCGCCUGUUGCUUUGUAGGAACGUUUGGGGUUUCGGUGAAGCCCGGCUAAAUCUGAGACCGUUGCUUCUGCUGCCUUUUAGGAGGAGUCACUUUCCCCGAAGUUCCCGGAAAUACAGCGUAGAGGACAUUGGUGUGAGGAUGGCUGCCUACAAGAUUGUCCUGAUCCGCCAUGGAGAGAGCUGCUGGAAUCAGGAGAACCGCUUCUGCGGCUGGUUCGACGCGGACCUGAGCGAGACCGGGGAGCAGGAGGCAAAGAGGGGAGGACAGGCCUUGAAAGAUGCUGGCUAUGAGUUUGACAUUUGCUACACAUCUGUCCUAAAGAGGGCCAUCCGCACUCUGUGGUUUGUCCUGGAUAGCAUCGACCAGAUGUGGCUGCCCGUCCACCGGACCUGGCGCCUCAACGAGCGUCACUAUGGUGGUCUGACUGGGCUGAAUAAGGCUGAAACGGCAGCCAAACACGGGGAAGCCCAGGUCAAGAUCUGGAGGCGUUCUUUUGACAUUCCUCCCCCACCUAUGGAUGAGGGACAUGACUAUUAUCAGACCAUAAGCAAGGACCGACGUUAUGCUGACCUGACAGAGGACCAGCUCCCUAGCUGUGAGAGUCUUAAGGACACCAUUGCUCGGGCACUUCCUUUCUGGAACGAGGAGAUCGUGCCACAGAUCAAAGAAGGAAAGAGGGUGCUGAUUGCUGCCCAUGGCAACAGUCUCCGUGGCAUUGUCAAGCACCUGGAGGGUAUGUCAGAGGAGGCCAUCAUGGAGCUGAACCUGCCAACAGGCAUCCCCAUCGUGUAUGAGCUGGACAAGAACCUGAAGCCUAUUGGACCCAUGCAGUUCCUGGGAGAUGAGGAGACUGUAAAGAAAGCCAUGGAAGCUGUAGCUGCUCAGGGCAAAGCCAAGAAAUAGACUUGUCCUUCCUUUGGGAGUAAAGAUCAAUCAUCUGCUUUUUUUUUCUUCUUUUUUUUCUUUCCCCAUCCAGUUUUGAAAGGGUCAUUUACUGUUUAUGUCAUCGCAGACUUGAGCACAGGUAGACACACAAUGUGCAUUUUAUCUUAAUACCACCCAUUUUUCACAAAAAUGUACAAUCUGAUGUUUAAUUUGACUGCUCUUUACUUUGUUACAUACUGAAACACACAUUUCAUUAUUAGACUGUGGAUAUAAGUUGUAAUGUGGUUUAAGCACUGACCAAAUAUAAAUUAGGGACCAGCAAACGCACUACCCCAGCAGAGUUCAAAGUAUUCUUUCCAAUUUACAAUCCAUGUAGAUGAAGCACAGCGGAAAAACCUACAGUUACACUGGCUAUGUUAAAGUGUGAGCAGACUUGCUCUAGACUGCUGAAUAUUGUUUGCUGUGGCAUUGUGCUUAAAAAUUAAUAAAUGUUGUGAGUCAUUAUGCAGUGUA
This is a messenger RNA of Pundamilia nyererei, 1554 nucleotides long. RefSeq names its product phosphoglycerate mutase 1b (gene pgam1b). The record is from RefSeq and is a predicted model, not a curated record. The transcript is spliced from 4 exons. Bases 295 to 1059 code for a protein of 254 amino acids. NCBI's taxonomy places the organism in Eukaryota, Metazoa, Chordata, Actinopteri, Cichliformes, Cichlidae. Gene Ontology annotation, biological process: glycolytic process. Gene Ontology annotation, molecular function: intramolecular phosphotransferase activity.